Zootoca vivipara (common lizard) is the source of this 3749-nucleotide messenger RNA. Lineage: Eukaryota; Metazoa; Chordata; Lepidosauria; Squamata; Lacertidae. The record is from RefSeq and is a predicted model, not a curated record.
GCGCGACGAGGCAAGAUGGCGGAGUUUGGAUUCGUCUUCUAUUUAAUUACUUCAUAAAAGAUGGGAGUUCAAGGACUUUGGAAGCUGCUGGAGUGCUCUGGAAGACCCAUAAACCCAGAAACGUUGGAAGGAAAAAUCCUUGCUGUUGAUAUCAGCAUUUGGCUAAAUCAAGCUGUGAAAGGGGCAAGGGACCGCCAUGGAAAUUCCACCCACAAUGCCCACCUUCUCACUUUGUUUCACCGACUUUGCAAGCUGCUGUUCUUUCGAAUUCGCCCUGUCUUUGUUUUUGAUGGUGAAGCACCACUUUUGAAGAGGCAAACUUUGGCUAAGCGAAGACAACGGAAAGAAAUUGCAGCCGCUGACUCCAAGAAAACAUCAGAGAAGCUUUUGAAAACUUUUCUGAAAAAACAAGCUAUCAAAUCUGUUCUGGCAGGCAAGAGUGAGGCUGCAUUCCCUAGCCUUUCAGAAAUACGAAGAGAAGAAAUAGAUGAUAUUUAUGUAUUACCUUCUUUACAAGAAGAUGCAAAGAACAGUUCUGAUGAAGAAGAUGAAAAGGAAUGGGAGGAGAGAAUGACUCAGAAAAAGAUACUGCAAGAAGAAUUGUGUGAAAACCCUCAUUCUGUAGAUGUUGACUCAGAAGAUUUCCUGAGCUUGCCCCCUGAAGUAAAGCAUGAGAUCCUCACCGACAUGAAGGAAUUCACAAAACGAAGGAGGACGUUGUUUGAGGCAAUGCCAGAGGAGUCCAGUGACUUCUCCCAGUAUCAGCUCAAGGGAUUGCUUAAGAAAAGCAGUUUGAAUCGGCACAUAGAAAAGGUGCAGAAGGAGAUGAAUGAACAGCACUCGGGCCAAAUCCAGAGCCAGUACGAAGAUGACGGGGGCUUCUUGAAGGAAGUGGAAACCAGGAGGGUUGUCUCGGAAGACACCUCUCACUAUAUCCUAAUAAAAGGUCUCCAAUCCAAAGGCGAUGCCCCCAGAGAUAUGAAAACAAAGUCUGCCAGCCCUUCUUCUGCAGGGUCUCAAGAUUCAGAGUCUAGAGGGAAUAUUAAGGAGGCUCAGGUUAACAGGAAGCCCCCUCUAGAGGAUGUCAUAAAGGCCGAACCAACCACCAGUUCUUCUCUAGCUCCUCCUUCUCCCAGAACUGUUCUUGCUAUCCAAGCUGCCAUGCUGGGAAGCAGUUCAGAAGAGGAGCUGGAAGGCGACAACAAAGAUCGGCUUGAUUUGGAUGAAGGCAGGUCCAGCGCUCAUUCUGAUGCCAGCAACAUGUCCCCAAGGACACUGAGGGCUAUUCAGAAUGCUUUAUGUGAGGACGAGGAGGAUGAGGAGGAUGCUGAAGCAUCAUUUUGCAUCCCCACUGGUGGCAGUCGAGUGGAGAGACCUCCUGCGAAGGAUAUUCUUGCCAGUAGCUCGGAUGAGGAGGGCCAAGUACCUGAAGAUCGGCAUGAAAAAGAGCCUCCAUUUUUAUCUGUCGGGCAUUCAGAAGGCAAACUCAUUAGCCAAGACAGUGAAUUGGGUCAAAGGAAACUCCUGUUGGAGAAGGAUCAGAGCGUACCUGAAAUCGCAUGCACUCCUUUUAUGGAAAAAGCACCUGUGGCCGAUAAGGAAAAAGGAGGAAUGGAAGCCUUGACUUCCACAACAGGCACAACUUCUGGGGAAGACGAAGGUAUGGAUAGUGGCACAGAGCGGCAAGAAGAGCUUUCGGCGCAGACUCCAUCAGUUGUCCCAAGCCAUUCAAACUUUGCAGAGGUAGCCGAAAAUGGCAAAGCUGAACAUUUAGUGGAAUUGGUUCAGAAGUCAGGAAAAAAGGCCUCUGAAGGGCAGCAGCGGGCACUCCCUUUUACUUCAGAAAUCGAAAACCUUAACCGAGAAAGAAAGGAACUUCAAUCACAGUCUGAAGAGAGUGAUUCUGAUGGUAGCUUCAUUGAAGUGGAUGCCGAAGUGAGUGGUGAACCUCAGGACGAAACAUCAGAGGUGUCCCUUGCUUCCGCUGAACAGGAGGAGGAAGGAUUGUCUGCAGAGGAUAUGAAAGGGGCGGACGAACGUCCCAUGGGCAGCCUAACAGAAGACGCUGGCGAGGAUUCAGAGUUGUCUGUGCAACAGGAUGCUGAAAUCGAAGGCAAGGAAGAUGCAGUUAACGAAUGGCAGGAUAUUAGUAUGGAGGAGUUGGAAGUCUUGGAAACAAACCUUUCUGCUGAGCAAAAUGCUCUAAAGGCUCAGAAGCAACAGCAGGAGCGUAUUGCUGCCACUGUGACAGGACAGAUGUUCUUAGAAAGUCAGGAACUUCUGCGCCUCUUUGGCAUUCCAUACAUCGAAGCCCCUAUGGAGGCAGAGGCUCAAUGUGCCAUCUUAGACCUCACUGAUCAAACCUCAGGGACAAUCACCGAUGACAGUGACAUUUGGUUGUUCGGAGCACGACAUGUGUAUAAAAACUUCUUCACUCAAAACAAGUACGUGGAAUAUUACCAGUACGUGGAUUUCCAGAAUCAGCUAGGCUUGGAUCGGAACAAGUUAAUUAAUCUAGCCUAUCUGCUCGGUAGUGAUUACACAGAAGGAAUUCCUACUGUUGGCUGUGUAACAGCAAUGGAGAUCUUGAAUGAAUUUCCUGGACGAGGAAUGGAGCCUCUCUUAAAACUUGUGGAAUGGUGGGCCGAGGCUCAGAAGUACAAUAAAACGCGUCCCAAUCCGCAUGACACCAAAGUGAAGAAAAAAUUGCGGCAAUUGCAGCUUGCACCCGGUUUUCCAAAUCCUGCAGUAGCAGAGGCUUAUCUGCAUCCCGUGGUGGAUGAGUCGAAAGGAUUAUUCGUUUGGGGAAGACCUGAUGUGGAACAGAUAAGAGAAUUUUGCCAAAGUCGUUUUGGCUGGACCAAGUUGAAAACAGACGAAGUCCUGUUGCCUGUCCUCAAGCAGCUGAAUGCGCAGCAGACUCAGCUCCGUAUCGACUCCUUCUUCAGAUCAGCACAACACGAGAAGCAAGCCAUCAAGAGUCAGAGGCUUCGCCGGGCUGUGACUUGCAUGAGGAGGAAAGAGAAGGAAGAAGAGCAAAACGAAGUCCUGCAGGCUACUGCAGUCAUGGAGCAAGAACCUAAGUGGAGGAAAGGGAAGGAUCCUGUUCGAGGUGCAAAGCAAGGACUGGCUGGAACACAGGGCCGGCGGGGCAAGAGGAGAAAAACCCCACAACCGAAAGGGGAGGGUUGUGGAGGGGGAGGCUUCGUAGGGGAGGUUCAGCUCUCGGAGGCUGAAUCGUCCAGCGACUCUUCGUCCGAAGAGUCGGAGAAGGAAGCCUCCAAAAGGUGCAAAAAGGGAGGAAAUGCCCUGGUGCUUGAAGCAGACACAGCCAGUCACGAAGCCAGAUUGGAGCUUGAAGCCAAGCGGGAUGAAGUGGGGAACAGCAGCUCUAGUGCCGAGGAAGAAAAGCCUCUGGUUACAGCUAGGCCUGUAUUUGAGGGCAAGAAGGCAAGGGGCAAGUCUUCCAGGGGAAGACGUAAGAAAUAGUGCUAUCCAGCAACAGAUAGGGAAUUCUGAAAACACUGCUUUGUAUAUAGCACGAUGAAAUAUCUUACUAUUGUAUAAAUCAGCACGAACCUCCAUGAUCUUAUUUUUUUUUAAUAUUAGCAUUAUUUAUUAAAUAAGAGCUUCUCUUUUUCUAAUGGCGAUUAUGAGCUGGAAUGUUUAAACCUCUUUUAAGAGGAUAAUAUCUGUUUUCUCUUCUCACGAGUGCUUCCAGGAGAAUAAACAAAUUUGCCUCCCUUGAA